Molecule: messenger RNA, 1806 nt
Organism: Ananas comosus (pineapple)
Lineage: Eukaryota; Viridiplantae; Streptophyta; Magnoliopsida; Poales; Bromeliaceae
Exons: 3
Coding region: 1-1806 (601 amino acids)
Biological process (GO): proteolysis
Molecular function (GO): aspartic-type endopeptidase activity
Source: RefSeq, a predicted model, not a curated record
AUGGCGGAGGAAGAUCGCGUAUUCUUCUUCCUCGACGGGCUCCAACCUUGGGAGAAAAAGGACCUUGUGGGGCGCGCGACGUCAAGGACCAAGGCGCCCAAAGCGAGCAAGGCUAAAGGUGGAGGAGACCGUCGCGCCCAGAAUGAGUGCAGGGGCCGCGAGAGGGGUCUUGUGUCGCCGCAGAAGAAAUUAACGUGCUACGUCUGUGGCAAGAACCAUUGGGCGAGGGACUGCCGAAAGAAGAAGCAGGUGAAUGCAAUCCAGACCAAGCAGGGCGAGGGCAAUGCAGAACCGACGAAGAUAGGCGCGCUCAGGCUUGUCAACGCAGUUCAGGGGCUGGCAAGCAGUAGCAAGCCCCACAACAAGGAGCUUUCACACAUCGAUGUGACCCUUAACGGCAGGACCACACGAGCAUUGGUGGACACGGGAGCCACUCACAACUUUGUUGCCGAGAUGGAGGCCAAACAGAUAGGCCUUCCCCUUGAGAAGGAUGCUGGCAGGAUCAAGGCCGUCAACUCUGAGGCACAACCUGUUGCGGGCGUGGCCAAUGGCGUGGCCAUUGCGAUGGGACCUUGGAGAGGCAACGCAAACUUCACCGCUGCACCCAUCGACGACUUCCAAGUCAUACUAAGUAUGGACUUCUUGGCUUCGUGGAAGGCGGUUCCGAUGCCACACCUUGGAGCCUUAAGCAUCAUAGAUGAGGCGGCCUCCUGCAUGCUCCUAGCGAGCCAGGAGAAAACGGUAAGCACCCAGACCCUCUCUGCAUUGCAGUUGCAAAAAGGUGUGAACCGUGGCGAGAUGACUUACCUUGCGGCUAUCCGGGAGGCGAGCGACGAGGGCCUCGAGGAGGAGGGCCUUCCUGCGGAGAUUGAGCUUGUCUUGGUAGAUUUCUUGGAUGUACUUCCACCUAGGCGGGAGGUGAAUCACGACAUCGAGCUUGAGCCAGGAGCCAAACCGCCAGCAAAAGCACCAUAUAGAAUGGCCCCGCUAAAGCUCGAGGAGCUGCAAAAGCAGUUGAAGGAGCUUCACGAUACGGGCUUCAUUCGACCGUCGAAAGCAUCUUACGGAGCACCAAUUUUGUUCCAGCAGAAGAGCGACGGAAGCCUACGGCUUUUUAUUGAUUACAGAGCGCUCAACAAGCUAAUGGUAAAAAACAAGUACCCUAUUCCUUUAGUUGCAGAUCUCUUCGACCAGUUGGAAAAAGCAAAGUACUUCACUAAACUCGACCUUUGCUCUGGGUACUAUCAAGUGCAGAUUGUGGAAGGAGACGAGGAGAAGACCACAUGCACGAUGAGGUACGGGGCCUAUGAGUUCCUUGUCAUGCCGUUCGGCUUAACGAACGCACUAGCGACCUUCUGCACACUCAUGAACAAGCUGUUCCAUCCCUAUCUCGAUCGCUUUGUGGUGGUGUACCUCGAUGACAUCGUGGUAUACAGCAACACCUUGCAGGAGCACAUCGAGCACUUGCGAACUGUUUUCCAAGUGCUGUGGGAGAACCAGCUGUUCGUCAAGAAGGAGAAGUGCACAUUCUCAAAGGAAGAGGUGCACUUCCUUGGCCACUGGAUAGGCCAGGGCUUGAUUCGCACGAACCAACGAAAGGUCCAAGCCAUCUGCAAAUGGGAGACCCCAACGACGGUUUUCGAGUUGCGAUCUUUCCUUAGGCUCGUCAACUACUACCGCCGCUUCAUUGCGGGCUACUCUGCAAGAGCAGCCCCGUUGACGGAUCUGCUGAAGAAAAACCACUCGUGGGAUGGGCACCCCAUCGCCUAUGAGAGUCGCAAGCUCAACGACACCGAGCGGCGUUAG